Messenger RNA from Oncorhynchus mykiss (rainbow trout), 3837 nucleotides. Its product is annotated as HHIP-like protein 1. The record is from RefSeq and is a predicted model, not a curated record. Gene Ontology annotation, cellular component: membrane. Lineage: Eukaryota; Metazoa; Chordata; Actinopteri; Salmoniformes; Salmonidae.
GAGAGCGAGGGAGAGUAAGGGGAGGAGGGAGCAGAGGGAGGGGGCAAAGGGAGGGAUGGGAAUAGGAUCUGAGUGGAGAGUGGAAGCAGCGUGGCUGGCCGGGGCUGACUGCUGAAUGAAAGGGCCUGUUGCUCUCCACCACCGUUCGUUUUUUUGUCCCACAAAAGAGCACAUGUCCAGAGCAAACAUAGGAAGGCUCUCCAACAGUCAAGCACCAGGGGGAAGGGACAGAAUCACCACUAUACACAGACCUUUUGGAAUUCUGCCUCACUCCAUUACUUAGCCCUACAGGUGGCAGGGUGAACUACCAUUGCUAUGAGCGGGGUAAGUGUAAAGGGAGUUGAGCUGAUGUCCCGGUGGCUGUUGGUCCUACUGGUCCUACUCGCACCCCGACAUGGGAACACACACCCCCAGUGCUUGGAUUACAAGCCCCCCUUCCAGCCACGGGAGCCUCUGGUCUUCUGUAAGGAGUAUGCCAAGUUUGGUUGCUGUGACCUGGAGAAAGAUGACAAGAUCUCCCAGAACUUCUACAAGAUCAUGGACUACUUUGACUACUUGGGUUACGUGACCUGUGCGAAAUACAUACGCACCAUCCUCUGUCAGGAGUGCUCUCCCUACUCUGCCCACCUGUAUGAUGCUGAGGAUGCCAACACGCCCAUGAGGGAGCUGCCAGGCCUGUGCGGAGACUACUGCUCUGAGUUCUGGCACCAGUGCCGCUACACCAUUAGCCUGCUCACCGAUAACAACGCCACGGUGGGCAUAGAGGAGGACCGCAAUAAGUUCUGUAACUUCCUGGAACUCAAAGACAGGGAGUACUGCUACCCCAACGUGCUCUCCGACGACAAGCUCAAUGCCAACCUGGGAGAUGUUCGGGCGGACCCCGAGGGCUGUCUGCAGCUGUGUCUGCAGGAGGUGGCCAACGGCCUGAGGAACCCAGUGGCAAUGGUCCAUGCCGACGACGGGACCCACCGCUUCUUUGUGGCCGAGCAGCUGGGCUACGUGUGGGCGUACCUGGCCAACGGCUCCCGUAUUGACCGGCCCUUCCUCAACCUGACCAAAGCAGUGCUCACCUCGCCCUGGGCGGGGGAUGAGAGAGGCUUCCUCUGCAUGGCCCUCCACCCGCGCUUUACUGUGGUGCGGAAGGCAUAUGUCUACUACUCUGUGUCUGUGAAGAAGGAGGAGAGGAUCCGCAUUAGUGAGUUUACACUGUCCGCUGAUGAUAUGAACCAACUAGACCACUCCUCAGAGAGAACUAUUUUGGAAGUGGUGGAACCUGCCUCGAACCACAACGGGGGCCAACUUCUCUUCGGGCACGAUGGCUACCUCUAUAUCUUCAUCGGUGAUGGCGGAAGAGCAGGGGACCCCUUUGGCAAGUUUGGGAACUCCCAGAAUAAGUCCACUCUGUUGGGCAAGGUGCUGCGUCUCGAUGUGGACAACAACGAUGACAUGGACCCCUACAGUAUCCCGUCAGACAAUCCUUUCCUGGGGGAGAAGGACUCGCUGCCUGAGAUCUAUGCCUACGGGGUGCGUAACAUGUGGCGCUGCUCCAUCGACCGGGGCGACCCCAUCACCGGGCAGGGCCGUGGCCGACUGUUCUGCGGGGACGUGGGGCAGAACAAGUUUGAAGAGGUGGACCUCAUCGUCAAGGGUGGCAACUACGGCUGGAGAGCCAAGGAGGGCUUCUCCUGCUAUGACAACAGGCUGUGUCGCAACUCCUCUCUUGAUGACAUUCUACCUAUUUUCGCUUACCCCCACAAACUGGGGAAGUCGGUCACUGGAGGCUACAUAUAUCGAGGCUGCCAGAUGCCUAAUCUCAAUGGCCUCUACAUAUUCGGGGAUUUUAUGAGUGGGCGCCUAAUGUCACUGAAGGAGAACCAAAGCACUGGGAAGUGGGAGUACAAGGAGAUAUGUAUGGGAAAAGGCCAGACGUGCCGAUUCCCCAAACUCAUCAACAGCUAUUACAAAUACAUAAUCUCCUUUGCUGAAGAUGAGGCAGGGGAGCUGUACUUCCUGGCAACGGGAGCUCCCAGUGCGUCUGCCAGAGCGGGGGUGAUCUAUAAGAUAGUAGAUCCAUCCAGGAGAGCACCCCCAGGCAAGUGCAGCUUCAAGCCCACUCUUGUCAAGAUUAAGGGCAAGCUGAUUCACUUCCACCCGACGGAGGAGUUUGUCAUUGACAAGAAGCCGAUGACCACUGCUGUGCCCACUACUACGGCUAGAACAACAGCUACUACCACUCUCCGUACUCCUCCGACCACCAUGCGUUCUACGACGACAAGACCUACCUACAGACCGCCAACUGCAACCCUGAAGGCUACCGCUAAACCUGCAACGACGCGGGCUACAGUUAAACCUUCAACGAUGAGGGCUACUAUUAAACCUGCAACGACGCGGGCUACAGUUAAACCUUCAACGAUGAGGGCUACUAUUAAACCUCUGACGACGCGGGCUACUGUUAAACCUGCAGCAACAACUUCCAACCCCACCUCAAUGCAGCAGAGGCCGACUGGUACCGCUACACCUGCCCUGACCACCUCAUGGAGGCAGGUAGUGACGGCCAGGCCAGGUCAUGCCACCACUCUUUCCCGGCAGAGAAUGUCGUUGUCCUACACCAGGCCCACUGUUACCCCGAAGCCCCGACCACGGUUGACAACUGGAGCCAGAAGGCCCUCUCCACCAACAGCACGACCCUUGACCCGACCACAACCACACGACAUGGUCAGACCCCCACCACUAGGGGAUACGACCAACCGGCCCCAGACCACACCAAGGCCCAUGUACUGUACAGCUUCAACAAAGCCCACCACCCAGAGGCCUAACUUCACCCUCUCAAAGGUCCAGGACAAGCUCCUGAAAGGCCAGAGUGACAAGAUAGACCGUUCCACAAGGAACCGGUUCAACAAGAAGGACCGGGGCUCCCAACCUGGGAAGCAGCGGCGCCGGAAGCACCGGGCUGGGUCUGUGAGGCUGAUCAGUGCAGAGCAGCUAUCGGACCGUGGGCGGGUGGAGAUUUACAUACGGGGGGAGUGGGGUACAGUGUGUGAUGACUUGUUUAGUAGUAAAGCGGCCACGGUGGUGUGCCAGCAACUAGGAUUCCCUGUAGCCCUGCGUGUGGCUAAACGGGCGGAAUUGGGGGGCGGCAGUGGCAGUAUCCUGCUAGAUGAUGUGGAGUGUGAAGGCACAGAGAGGACGUUACUGGACUGCAAACGGGCAAAGGUGGGCAAGCACAAUUGUGCACACGAUGAGGAUGUUGGGGUGGUGUGUGGCUACCACCACGACGAGGAUAAAUAAUGAGCCAAAAUACGUCUGACUGGGGGAUCAUUGCUACUCUCCUGUGCAUGAACAGAAUCUUCCUCUAUGCACUGUACUUCAGGGCACAAACUGUGGUCAGACACAUCUCACCCUUCUACUCCUCCAAACAUACUCACACACACUGCGAAUUCAAGAUGAUUAACAACAAUUGUUGAUUGUAGACUAGACAUCCUGAUACUUUACUUCAGAGGCAGAAUCCCUUUCCUUCCUUGCCUCUCUACCAGAAAAAAGUGUAUCACUUUACAAUACUGUCCUCUGCUGGAAGAAAUGGCAUAUAUUUUGUUGAAUUUAUAAUUUUUUACAUUGUAUGAAUUGAUAAUUACAUAUAUAUAUAUAUAUAUAUAUGUUUUAUUUUUCAUAAAACAAAAUUCUACAUGUGAAGAAGUGAUGUCAAAAUAAUAAUUAUAAUAAUGAUAAUGAAAAGGAAAAUGCUGGACAUUGUGUGCUUUAUUAUUGUAAAAUUUGACUGAUUAUAUACAGCAUGUAAACUGUUUAAGGCCAUUGAGACGAAUAAAUUGAGAUUUCAUU